Adineta ricciae is the source of this 2442-nucleotide messenger RNA. The record is from the annotation of a GenBank genome assembly. Lineage: Eukaryota; Metazoa; Rotifera; Eurotatoria; Adinetida; Adinetidae.
AUGUACCAACAGGAAUUACGCCCAAUCAAAGACAAUCGAUUUAUCAGCGAUUCUCCUUCAGAACUACAAGAAGCCGAACGUACUCCGAUAUCAGGAUAUCAGCAUCUACCACUUGUUUCGUUAGAACAAGCUACAAACGAAAUCAUUCAACUUGUUCCUGGCUUUGAAAAGUGUCAUGUGGUUACAGCUGAACAGAAGUGCAAUCGCGCUGAUAACAUUUUGACUAAGGAUGAAGCAGCAGCAAUCUAUCUUUACACAAUGCCAACACCGUNUUCUCUUUCAGAACUACAAGAAGCCGAACGUACUCCGAUAUCAGGAUAUCAGCAUCUACCACUUGUUUCGUUAGAACAAGCUACAAACGAAAUCAUUCAACUUGUUCCUGGCUUUGAAAAGUGUCAUGUGGUUACAGCUGAACAGAAGUGCAAUCGCGCUGAUAACAUUUUGACUAAGGAUGAAGCAGCAGCAAUCUAUCUUUACACAAUGCCAACACCGUUUUUCUCAUAUUUGAAUAAAGCUCUUCGAAAUGAAGAUCGACAGGUGUUGAAACCAUGGUUUCCCUUCCUCAGAUUGAUGAUGCAUGCUCUCGAGAAGUUACCUUCACUGGAAGCAGAUGUUUGGCGAGGUGUUGGACUUGACGUUGGCUCAUAUCUUCAGAAGAACGACGAUUUAACAUGGUGGAGUAUUAAUUCAUGUUCGAAGGAUCCAGGUAUCGUGGAAGUAUACUUAGGAACGGAGGGCACUCUGUUCGACAUAAAAUCCUGCAAUGGCAAGGAUAUCUCGUCUUUCUCGGCAUUUCCAGUCGAACAUGAAAUUGUUUUGAUACCAGGAACUCGUCUCUGUGUUACAAAGAAUAUUGCCAAAAAAAAUGAUUUUAUCAUUGUUGAACUAGAAGAAAUACAACAAUCAUACGUCUCAAACGCGUCGGGAAAUGCGACGAUUCAGUCUCCACUACAGUAUCAAAUGGCCGGUAACAAAGAAGCAAUGAUACAACGUGUCACAGAUUGCUCUCCACCACCACAACUUUUUCUUCCGCCUAUAUCAGGCUAUGACGCAUCACCACUCGUACCGCUUGAAAUAGCUGUUCGACCUCUCAUGUCGAUCCUGCCUGAUAUUCAAAGCUAUGUCUAUUCAGCUAAAAAGAACUGUACAAAUCCUGCUGAUGGUUUAACACCAGAUGAAUCAGGAGCGAUCAUGCUCUACACGAUGACGUGGCAACCAUUUGAGCAAUGCCUUUACUAUGUCUUGAAUCUGAAGCUACGAUCUAUCAGUAGAGAGGACCUUCGGCCGUGGUUUGCCUAUUUGAAACUACUGUUGACUGCGUUAUCAAAGCUUCCAUUGAGUACGAAACGGACUAUCUAUCGAGGCAUUAAAGUAGACUUUCACAAGCAGUAUGUCAAGGGUGAGAUGAUUGUGUGGUGGGCUUUUGCGUCAUGUACGACAUCAAUCGGUGUUUUAAGUUCCGAAGUAUUUCUGGGUCAAACAGGCAGUCGAACAAUGUUCGUUAUAGAAACUGAUUCGGGUAUCAAUAUUCGUAANACUGCGUUAUCAAAGCUUCCAUUGAGUACGAAACGGACUAUCUAUCGAGGCAUUAAAGUAGACUUUCACAAGCAGUAUGUCAAGGGUGAGAUGAUUGUGUGGUGGGCUUUUGCGUCAUGUACGACAUCAAUCGGUGUUUUAAGUUCCGAAGUAUUUCUGGGUCAAACAGGCAGUCGAACAAUGUUCGUUAUAGAAACUGAUUCGGGUAUCAAUAUUCGUAACCAUUCGUACUUCAGGAAAGAAGAGGAAGUACUCCUGCUACCUGCCACACAAUUCAAAAUUAUGGACUGUCUUCCUCAAGGUAACGGACUGUAUUUCAUUCAACUUCAAGAAAUUCAUCCGCCUGUUGCUCUACUACAGCCAGUAACGAUCGGUAGAAGCUAUUCCAAUGCACAAAAUUCUAUUUUAGUCAAUAUCUAUUUCGUUUUAGAACGCACCUAUCCAGAUAAUAGCAGGUACAGAGGUCAUUUUAAAGGUGGCAAGAGGCACGGAACAGGCACUUACGAAUAUGCUAACGGAGAAAAAUAUCAGGGUGAAUGGAUUAAUGAUCAAACCAAUGGAAAAGGAAUUCGUACAUUUCCGAGUGGAAAUCGUUAUGACGGAGAAGAAAAGAAUGGGAAACGGCAUGGUUAUGGGGUGAAUUAUUGGACUAAUGGGGAAAAGUAUGAAGGCAAUUGGGCUAAUGACAAAAUAAAUGGCAGUGGAAAAUAUUUUUGGCCGACGAACGUGCAGUAUGAAGGAGAAUUCAGAAACGAUAAGAAGCAUGGACAAGGCACACUAAGAUGCGCUAAUGGACGUGCUAAACAAGGCCCGUGGAACAACGAUCAAUUUAAAGGCUCAAAUUUCCACUACACUGAAAACAAAAAAGGUUUUUGGCGAAAUCUUUUGUGUUUCGUCAAAAUCUAA